Physella acuta is the source of this 1244-nucleotide messenger RNA. RefSeq lists its product as uncharacterized. The record is from RefSeq and is a predicted model, not a curated record. Lineage: Eukaryota; Metazoa; Mollusca; Gastropoda; Physidae.
AGCGUCGCUGUGCUGAUAGCCGGGCGCUCGUAGAGUAACGGUGAGCGAUAACGAGACGGCGUGGCCCGGUAACAUGCAUUAGUAUCACGCGUAUAAACAGAGGUGCUGGGCAGAAGGGAUAUUUGAAUAGACAUGCUACAGUUGAUGACAACACAAAGUACUUUUACGUAUUGACUGUUGAAAAAACUCAAGAAAAGUUAGACUUGCUUAUACCAGCUGCAUCUGUAAUAUGUCUGCGAUUUUCUUCAUUUUCCUCAGUCUAAAUGUUUUAAAUGUAGCAUUUGGGCGUACCUGCGAAGAGGUCGAGAAAUGUAACUACGAUGAAAAGGUGCACGCAGACUUCUGGUAUCAAGGAAACUUGCGCGCCAUGUGUCGUAUGGUGAGAGCUACCGCAGACUGCAUUCAGCUAUCUAUUGUAGAUUGUCGAACCAAGGGACAAAACUUUACUCAACUCUCAAAGCAGAUUCAGGAACACGAAAAAUUUUUGAGCUCCUGUGAACAAGAAUCAACAACAACAACAACAACAACAGCGUACUGGACUCAUUUUAAGCGUGGCAAAAAAGGAGGGACAAAAAAGAAAACUAUAACACCUGAACCCCCUCAAGUGGACAAAUGUAGUGAGGAUAUUAUGGCAUGUGUUAGUUACACACGCGAUCUGGGGAAGGAAACCCAUGAAGAGAUUGAGAAAAUAGAAGAGUACUGCAUAAAAAUCCAGAAACAGUUAAUCUGUUUGAAAUCAACAAUAUCAGAGUGCAGAGAACGUGGAUAUGAAUUAAAUGACACUAAAGUUGAUACAUUGACAGACUUGUGGAGAAGCAAUUGCAAUUCUACUACUAAGCUCUAUGAUACUGGUUCAUCGAAGCAAAAUGAUGGGGAAAAUCAAAGUUCAAACGUUCAAAUUAACUCCAUUCUUUUUUGCCUUGUCAUCAUGAUUUCAUUUAUUUACAACAUUGGUAAAGUUCAUUUGUAGAUGCAUAAAUAUAUUUAUUUAUUUCAUUGGAUUGUUAAUAAAAGAAACAUUUUUAUAGUAUAUUUAGUCAAAAGUUGUAACUAAAACAUUUUUAAGCUUAUGAAAUCUAUUUUAAAACAGGAAAAUUAUGGUAAUGGUAGUUGUUUUUAUGUUUUUGUUAAGUGAAAUAUACAACAGCCAUAAUUAAAGUAAAAUCUGGAAGUGAGUACAAGUGUAAUAUCAAUAACUGCAUUAAAAAGUGCAUCAGUUUAAUUUUCUAUCAUUCAAUUGAUAA